Messenger RNA from Olea europaea var. sylvestris, 612 nucleotides. RefSeq lists its product as uncharacterized. NCBI's taxonomy places the organism in Eukaryota, Viridiplantae, Streptophyta, Magnoliopsida, Lamiales, Oleaceae. The transcript has 2 exons. The record is from RefSeq and is a predicted model, not a curated record. The coding region runs from base 20 to 445 and encodes 141 amino acids.
AAGUUCGUCAUCCAGUAGAAUGAGAGGAAGAAACUUUGGAGUUUGUCACGGAUGUAGAAGCAACACUCACUAUUUCGGACAAUGCCAAUCAAAACAACAAUGCCCUAGUUGUGACCACAGAUAUCGAAAAUGUUUUGAGGUCGAACGGGAUACCAGUAACAAAGGGCGUUUGUUCUUCACAUGUAGCGAUGACUGCGGAUACUUUGAUUGGGUGAAAGAUGAAGUCUUCGGCGAGGAAUCGAGUUCGGUUAAUUGUCCGGUGAAUCAUGCACCCAACAAGGAAGACGAGGAGUUGCCAACGUUGUUUGACGGACUAGCUAGAAUUAGCGAGAAACGAGGCGUCGACAUAUCACUCAAGCUGACUUUCAGCAAGGGAAAAGAUAUUGCCAAAUGUGAUAAGCAAGGAAAGGGUCAAGUUGAAGGGUUUAUUUAUGUAUGUGGUUGAUGAAUUGAUAUCCUUGUUCUCGGGUUUAAAUGCGGUAGUUCCACUUUGACAUUGUUUCCCAGUGUAUGUAAUUAGGAGUCCUCGCCAAAACUCAUUGUUGAAUCGUUGAUGAAGUUUUUAUCAAUGUUUUGUUCUGGGAUAUAAAUUUUGAAGGGAAUUUGUAAUCA